CCUGUGUCUGGACAUUUUCAUAAAGCCGCAGGGAUAUUCUAUAAAUGCUGCAAUUGAAAACUUUCUUCACCAUGUUUGCAGCUUCUCUGAUUUUAAGGACAUGAUAGAAGAAGAGUGUUGCCAUGUCGCUGAAUGAGACUGGAGCCCAGACACUGGCCCCAGAGCCAUGUGAGCAGCAGAUACUACAGGAAGAAAACAACUCUGGAAGUGGGAGUGGGAGUUCCACCAGCAACCUGUCCCUACAUUGCUGGCUGCAGCUCCUUACCAGGGAAUCUAUUGUGGAAUUACAAGGAGACAGCUCCAGUUUUGUGGUGCGUGUGAUGAUAGCGUGUGUGUACUCUAUAGUCUGUGCUCUUGGGUUGGUGGGGAACUCACUGGCUCUAUAUCUGCUCCAUUCCCGCCACAGGCAGAAGCAGUCAUCCAUAAACUGUUUUGUGAUGGGGCUGGCAAUCACAGACCUGCAGUUUGUUCUGACUUUACCCUUCUGGGCCGUGGACACAGCACUGGACUUCCGCUGGCCUUUUGGCCGGGUCAUGUGUAAAAUCAUUAGCUCUGUCACCACCAUGAACAUGUAUGCCAGUGUGUUUUUUCUAACAGCAAUGAGUGUGGCAAGGUAUUACUCCAUCUCCACUGCUCUGAAGAUGCACAGUCGGAGGACAGCUGCAGCCAGGGCUAAGUGGACCAGCCUUGGGAUCUGGGCUGUCUCUCUGCUGGCUACUUUACCCCAUGCCAUCUACUCCACCAGUGCUGAGGUGUCGGAUGAGGAGCUCUGCCUGGUCCGCUUUCCAGACUCGGGCAGCUGGGAUCCACAGCUCCUUUUGGGUUUGUACCAACUGCAGAAGGUCCUCCUGGGGUUCCUUAUUCCUCUAAUCAUCAUUACUGUCUGUUACCUGCUGUUGCUGCGGGUCAUCCUCAGUCGUCGCAUUACAGGAGCAGCAGAUCCAGAGGUCACCCAAGGCCGUUUGAACCGGCGCUCCAAAGUCACCAAAUCCAUUGCCAUAGUGGUUUUGUCUUUCUUUCUUUGCUGGCUACCCAAUCAGGCUCUGACACUCUGGGGGGUUCUCAUAAAGUUUGACCUUGUUCCAUUUAGCAAGGCGUUCUACAACGUCCAGGCCUACGCCUUCCCCCUUACCGUGUGCCUGGCGCACACCAACAGCUGUCUCAACCCUGUGCUCUACUGUCUGGUUCGCCAGGAGUUUAGAGCAGGGCUCAAGGAGCUUCUUCUCCGUGCUACCCCAUCCUUCAGGAGCUUGACUCAUCUUCUGCGUCGCAAGACUAAAGUGGCUGAGGCGCCACCCGUUCUGGUGUUGGUCCAGAUGGAUGUCUGAGCGUGAUGAGGGGCAUACACUGUGACAAAGAAACUACAGGAAAGAAUGACUCAGAGACUGUACUCUGUGUAUUGAUGUGGAGCAGUUUUCUGAGGUAUUGAAUUUAUUCCAGCUUUUCCAAAAUAAAUAAAAAAAUCAAAUUUCUCUGGUUUUUGAAAACAACAUAAUCACAGUGGAUAAUGCUGAGGGAUCUGUACCAAUUUCACUGCAUCCACAAAGACUAGUUCUGCUUCUAGCCUUUGUUGUCCUGGUAGCUCUUCCUUUUAUUCUAUCUGAGAGAGAGCCCUGCUUUUUGGUAAGGAAGAUACACAGGCAACAAUCUGAAAAAAGGGGGUUUUUCUUUCUCAAGAUUGUCUCUUAGUGUUGUUCAGUCCAAAUCUAAGGCAUGUAAUAAUAAAAAAAGGGAAAAAGUUAGCCUUUUAUGUGUGGAAAAAUCGCCUUUAAAUACAAGGAAGAGAAACCAAAAAUUCAGUGAAUAUGUGUUUAAUUAAGUAAAAUGUCAAUGUAUUUUAUUUUUUAUAGGUGUAAAUGAUACAUCAGUAAUUGUUUAUUGUAUUCUGUGUGAAAAAUAUACUCAAUAAUAAAUGAAUGAAUAAAUAAAUGAAGAGCCUUGAAAAUCCUCCACAUAAUUAGGCCUUGGCAAAAUAAGUGUACAGCUGUAAGGAUACAUGUUUUCCACAAGGACCAGAAGUCCUUGAAUUUCCUACAAGAUUUGUGUCAGUACAUCUAAUCGUGCAGCAUUAUUAUAAGCCGAGCACGUACGCAGUGUGGAUUACACAGGAAUAAAAAAAAAAUAAAAAACUGCUACUCAUUUUAGCACUCCCACUUACUUCCAAUGACGGCCACACUCAACAUGGUGUUUUCUCACGGUGGCAGUAUCUUCAGAUUGAACAUGAAUAAUUUAGAUUUUUGCAUCAAACUUGCAUAAUUUUUAAACCAGGCCAUUCACUGAGAUAGAUUAGAUUUUUUGUAUUUUUCUGAACAGUUUGCUGAUAUGACAACAGCAUUUGGUUCUCUGGAAAAUAAUGCAGUUAUGCACAUGUGAGAAAUUAUUCUGUUUUAUUAAUUUCUUUAAAAAAGGGAAUCUUAAUUAUUUCAAUUAUUGGCUGAUAGUGGAAAUAAAAUUGGAAAUGAAAUCUUAAAGGCAGGUCACACUGGCAGGAGUGCAAAAACAACACUGAUGCUUGUGUCUUUAAUCUCCCAUUAAGCAGACUUAAUUUUUCUCAUUCUGUGUUUGCACCAUAGCUCUUCAGUCAAUAUCCGCAUCAAAAGUAAUCCAGGAACAGAGACGUGUGGUUUAAAUUUUUAUCACACAAAAGAAAGCUUUUCUUCUCUCAUUGUGAUGAGAUGAGGUGAAAGAAUUUGAUAUUUUCGAUUUCAUGUCACUGGCUCCCAUGCCAAAAAGCAUUUGAAAAUAUUGUUCAAAUUUACAGUGAUUUUAAGUACUCUCACAUACUCCUGGUGUGGUAAACUUCCUAUACUUUUACCAUAAACGAUUAUGAGCUAGAUGACACUGCUGGGAAAUAUAGCUUUGAUUUUAGUGCUACCAAAACUGUGCUUAUUGAUGCAAUUUUUGUAUGCCAGCUUGUGUUUUUUAUUUUAUUUUAUUCCUACUAAAAUGUAAUAAUGGACAAACUGCUCUGUGUUUUUUUUUUUUCUUUUUUGUAAUGGCUUUCACAGCCAGCAGAUAAA
This is a messenger RNA of Cyprinodon variegatus (sheepshead minnow), 3020 nucleotides long. It is a transcript of the gene rxfp3.2b, whose product is annotated as relaxin-3 receptor 1-like. NCBI's taxonomy places the organism in Eukaryota, Metazoa, Chordata, Actinopteri, Cyprinodontiformes, Cyprinodontidae. Bases 123 to 1328 code for a protein of 401 amino acids. The transcript has a single exon. Gene Ontology annotation, biological process: immune response; G protein-coupled receptor signaling pathway. Gene Ontology annotation, cellular component: membrane. Gene Ontology annotation, molecular function: G protein-coupled receptor activity. The record is from RefSeq and is a predicted model, not a curated record.